Messenger RNA from Limulus polyphemus (Atlantic horseshoe crab), 2414 nucleotides. RefSeq names its product proton-coupled amino acid transporter 1-like. The record is from RefSeq and is a predicted model, not a curated record. NCBI's taxonomy places the organism in Eukaryota, Metazoa, Arthropoda, Merostomata, Xiphosura, Limulidae. Gene Ontology annotation, biological process: amino acid transmembrane transport. The transcript is spliced from 7 exons. Gene Ontology annotation, cellular component: vacuolar membrane. Gene Ontology annotation, molecular function: amino acid transmembrane transporter activity. Bases 125 to 1075 code for a protein of 316 amino acids.
UUUUUCUAGACUUGAACGAGAUUCUCUUGAUUAUUCUCGAGUCACUUUUUAUGCCUUUAAACUUGGUCCUCCACCUUUACAGAGAUAUGGUAGACUGGCAAGGAGGACAGUUAACACCUUCUUGAUGCUCACCCAGUUUGGAUUUUGCUGUAUAUAUUUUGUUUUUGUAUCAACAAACAUUAAGCAUGUGGUGUAUAAUUACACCAAAGCAGAAAUUAGUAUCCAUGGUUACCUGAGUAUCCUUCUCCCAUUUGUCAUCUUGCUAUCCAUGGCUCGGAGUUUAAGACACCUAGCGUUAGCUUCUACAAUAGCCAAUGUUUUACAAAUUCUGGGGCUGUGUAUCAUCUUUUUUAACUUAUUCCAGCACCUUCCACCUACUUCCUCAAGACCACUUACUGAAUCUCUAUCAAAGUUUCCCCUCUACUUUGGCACAACAAUCUAUGCUUUUGAAGGAAUUGGAGUUGUGCUUCCUCUGGAAAAUGAAAUGCAGACUCCCCAGGACUUUGGAGGUUGUAAUGGGGUUCUCAACACUGGCAUGAUUAUUGUGUGCUGCUUCUAUGUAGCUGUCGGUUUCUUUGGAUACCUGAAGUUUGGAAAGGAUGUGAAAGGGAGUGUCACAUUGAACUUGCCAGCAGAACCAGCUUAUGAAUUGGUACGCAUAAUGUUUGCCAUUGCCGUCUUCUUAUCUUAUGCGAUUCAGUUCUACGUCCCUCUUCAGUUUAUCUGGCCUUUCAUCAGAAAAAAGCGUAGGUUGGAUGACUGGAUGUCAAUGAAGACUCAAAGGAUAUGGGAGUAUGUGCUUCGGGCAUUACUUGUCCUCGUAACAUAUUGCCUCGCUGUAGCCAUCCCACGACUUGAUCUUUUCAUUUCUCUGGUUGGAGCCAUGGCUAGCAGCAGUCUUGCAUUAGUGUUUCCAUGUCUUCUUGAGGUGAUUGUUUUUUGGGAUGAUGACAUGACUUCCAGUCAGUGGAUCAGACUUUUCAUCAAAAACACAUGUAUAGUAACCAUAGGAAUUUUAGGAUUUGCCACAGGAACAUAUGCAAGUAUGAAUGCCAUUAUAGAUGCAUUUUUUUAGAUCACCAGAAGAAAAGUUUAAAAGUUAACUUAUGUCCUACCAUCUACCAAGGUGUAUGAUAUUUAGAAUUCGAAGAAACUUUCCAUCAAUGAUGACGUUGAGAAAUAAGCACCACGGGUUAUUUGUUAGGUAGUACUAUGUUUGUUUAUCAUGAAACAAAUCGUGCCUUGUAAUUCAGUUGUUUUUAUUCUAUAUCUUUAUUGAUUAGGAAUACAUCUCUAGUCUGUGUGUAUGUUAUGGAAUUUUGGAAAAAGGGUUUUUUGUUAGAAGUUUGAUGUAAAAGUUAGAGAACUUUAACUAUGGGAAAUAAUUAUUUAUAUCAUCAUUUAUUAAUUUUCUUGUAAAUUCCUUAUGUAAUUAGGGACUUCCUGAAUUAUCGUGUGUUUUCUAAUGAUCUUGUUGACGUUGUUCAGUAGAAGUUUUAAUGUACAGACUUCUAUCUACUGUGGUAAUCUACAAAUAUGUCAACUUACUACACUAUUCAAAACGUAAAGGUCGUCCCUGUUAUAAAAAUUAUUAAAUGAAUUGAACUGGGAAUGGAUAAAGAAUAAGUUGGAGUUGAGUAUUGUGUAUCCAAUAUUUUGUUAGCUAUGUAUUAUUGUUAUUCUACAGAGAAAGUACUUUUACUCUACGUAUUUAUCCUGUCUUUUGAAGAUGGACAUCAGUAUUGUAUAAUGCUUAUGAUUUGCUGUAAAUUUACUUAUUUCUUGUAAAAUGUAAGUUACAUUCCUAUCUUUUAUAUUAAUAUAAAUAUAAGUCAUUUAUAUGCCUAUAGAAUGUUUCUUAUAAACACCUAUGAAAAUUCCUUUAAUCCAAAUAUAUUUGUUCUUUAUUACUAUGAUGGCAAAAAAAAUACCUUGAUUGACCUUGUCAUACCUUACAAUAGUAGACUCGAUACUUCACAGACAUUUAAUGUAGUUAUAUUUCCACUUGUACUCCUGUCAUACACAGAAUAAGUAGGAUUAAAUGAUCUUGCUCAGAGUAUUUGUUACAUGGUAACUUUGUAUUCCACAUUACAGACAGAACAAAUAGAAACAUGUGAUCUUAGGACUUGGAGAGUAUUUGUUACAUGGUAACUUUGUAUUCCACAUUACAGACAGAACAAGUAGGAACAUGUGAUCUUAGGGCUUACAGAGUAUUUGUUACAUGCUAACUUUGUAUUCCACAUUACAGACAGAACAAAUAGAAAUAUGUGAUCUUAGGACUUGGAGAGUAUUUGUUGCACUUUUGUUUUGUCUCAGAAACAACUUUAUCAAUUAUACAGAAACAAGAACAAAAUUUAGUCAUCUGGAAAUAUGGUUUUGUAAACAAUGUUUUUAAAGUAAAAAUACAUAAUAAA